UUGUUCUUAGUUGGCUCCUCCCUCGGCGAGGUCUCUAUAUAAACCCCUUCAGCGAGCCGGGCAGCAGAAUUGUAUUCAUCACUGGCUGCAGAUAGAGCAGCCCACACUCUCCUGGACUAACUCAUUCAUCAGCUUGGAUUAUUCUUCACUGACCCACAUUUUAGCUCCGCAAUGACAGUCCGAGCCGAAGCUUCCGGACCCACAUUAACGUAUUCAAAGAUGAGGGGAGUUGUUGCAAUACUCAUCGCUUUCAUGAAACAGAGACGAAUGGGGCUAAAUGACUUCAUUCAAAAAAUAGCCACCAACUCCUACCCGUGCAAGCACCCUGAAGUUCAGUCUAUUUUGAAGAUCUCCCAGCCUGAAGAGCCUGAACUUAUGAAUGCUAAUCCUUCCCCUCCACCCAGCCCAUCACAGCAGAUCAAUCUUGGUCCAUCAUCCAACCCACAUGCCACGCCAUCAGACUUUCAUUUCUUAAAGGUUAUCGGAAAAGGAAGUUUUGGAAAGGUUCUCCUUGCAAGGCAUAAGGCAGAAGAAGAAUUCUAUGCUGUUAAAGUACUGCAGAAGAAAGCAAUCCUGAAAAAGAAGGAGGAGAAACACAUAAUGUCAGAGCGCAAUGUCCUGCUGAAAAAUGUGAAACACCCUUUCCUGGUUGGGCUCCACUUUUCUUUCCAGACUGCAGACAAAUUGUACUUUGUCCUUGACUACAUCAAUGGUGGAGAGUUAUUCUACCAUCUCCAGAGGGAACGUUGCUUCCUGGAGCCAAGAGCACGGUUUUAUGCUGCUGAAAUAGCCAGUGCACUGGGUUACUUGCACUCUCUGAACAUAGUUUAUCGGGACUUGAAGCCAGAGAAUAUCUUGCUAGAUUCUCAGGGGCAUAUUAUCUUGACUGACUUUGGACUCUGCAAAGAGAACAUAGAACACAAUGGCACUACCUCCACGUUUUGUGGCACACCUGAGUACCUUGCUCCUGAAGUUCUUCAUAAGCAGCCCUACGACAGGACUGUUGACUGGUGGUGCCUUGGAGCAGUUUUGUAUGAGAUGCUUUAUGGACUGCCCCCCUUCUACAGCAGGAACACAGCAGAAAUGUAUGACAAUAUCUUGAACAAACCCCUGCAAUUGAAACCAAAUAUUACCAAUUCUGCUAGACACCUUCUGGAAGGCUUGUUACAAAAGGAUAGGACAAAGAGAGUUGGUGCUAAGGAGGACUUUAUGGAGAUUAAGAAUCACAUCUUCUUCUCCCCAAUUAACUGGGAUGAUCUCAUUAAUAAGAAGAUUACACCUCCUUUUAACCCAAAUGUGAGUGGUCCGAGUGAUCUGCGACACUUUGACCCCGAGUUUACAGAUGAGCCAGUCCCCAACUCCAUUGGCCAAUCUUCAGACAGUAUCCUCAUUACUGCUAGCGUCCAGGAAGCUGCUGAAGCGUUUCUGGGCUUUUCGUAUGCCCCACCCAUGGAUUCUUUCCUGUGAACAUUUGUUUUCCUUUCUUCUUGGUUUUUAAUUAUCAUAUUGGCCUUCUGGCUGAGCUGCCAGUUGACCAGUCAUCUUGAAACAGAAUUUGCACAUCUCCACCAUGGCAGCUUUGCAGCCUUAAUUUCAACUACACUGUUUGCUGGAAGCUUUUUUUUUUUGAUCAGCACAUAACUCCUCUAAACAAGCUUACAAGCAUUUUGAUUUGUUCUUCCCCCAAAGUGGUGCUAUCUCCUUGGGAAAGAACAUUAGAAGUGACUGUUGCCAUAGCCUGCUAUGGUAGAUUGUAGGAAUAAUAACCUGCUGUUUGGAAAUAAUGUUCUGAAAAGCCUUGCCUGAAGACCUGGAUGUGAUGAGGAUUUUAUGAAACGUGCCUUUUUUUCUGAUGAGAUCGAGUUAAGCUCCAAACUUUUCCUGUUGCAAAGAGUGUUUCUCAGUUCAGUUAUGUGGGUUUACUAUGUGAACAAAUGGUAUGAGUGUGAUAUGCAUACUACAGAGGGACAUAGUUUAAAGCAUCAAUGUAACACUUGCAGGACACUACAAUGUGGGGCAUUGUUUGUUUCUUCCAUAUUUGGAAGAUAAAUUAAGUGUGGAGUUUGAUUUUGUUUUGUAAAUAUACAGUUAACUAAAAUUAUUGAAAUGGGCUCACAAUUAAUUAUAUCCAAAUGCUUGAAGAAAGCAUUGCUGCUAUGAAAAGUUUCUAUUUUUAGAAAGGUUUUUAUGGACCAAAAUGCCCCAGCUGCAGUUGGUCAAAGCUGUUGGUUUAUUUCUUGUUUGUUUGUUUUUUAAAAUUGUCAUCUGUAAAGUGGGCAUUAUUGGGGGGUGGGGGAGUGUUGCAUUGUAUGUAUUGUAAAAAAAAAAAAAAAAGUCUGUACAUUCAGUUGAAACUCUAGAUGUGUAUUUAAACUUACAGCCUGGCUUGUAAUGUACACCAUCAUUGUAAUGUAAUUAACAUGGUUAUGUACUUUUUUUUUUUUUUUUUUUUUUUUUUGCGUGACCAAACCCAUUGGUUUGCAGUAAAAUCUUGAACAUUUCUGUAAACUGUCAGGUUUUUUCAUUUAAAAAAACACCUUUUCCAUCACAAAUUCAGUCAAGUUUGCUUUUUCAAGGGUUUAAAAAUCCAGACUCUUUUUAUCUUUAGUCUAGAUUAGGGUUUAGCUGAAGUCAAAAAUAAAUUUAAGUUACACUGGCAUAACUUUUGAUUACGGGUGUGAUUUCUGAUAACUGUCCUUGUGUGGAUGCAGUUAUACCAGUGUAAAGGUGCCUUACCUGUAUAUUCUUCCCCUAUGGGAAUAGCUAUACUGUUAUAAGCACUCCUACACCAGAACAACUGUUAGGUCUCAGGGGUUGUACUGCUAAAGUGAGACAACUUUCUAGUACACCCAAGCACUAAGUAUAAUUACGAAGGGAGAUGGUGCCUGAUGCCGAGGGGGUUUGUUCUGGCUUCAGUCCUUUCUAAUGCCCUUUCAUAGACACUUUCUGGGUUCAUCUACACUACAAAAUCAGUACUAGCAUUACAACAGGGAAGCUGUACUUGGGCCAAAGCACUAGUGUAGAUAGGGCUCAGGUAUCUUACCACCCUGUAAUGGAAACAUAAUCAGAGUAGAUUUUCAUGACUCAUUUGGUUAAACACUUCAGCCCUGCUUACAUCAGCGCUACUGCCCAUCAGGGUGGUUGCUCAAGUGUGUUUGUUCUGUACUGAUUUUUCUAGUGUAGUCAGACAAGGCCUAGGUCAAUUGGCAGGUAGACUUCUCUACUGGAGCAAACUCAACUGAACAAGUAUUUAAUUACUGGGGUGGGAACAUGUCUGAAACUGAGCUGAACAACAUGAGCUCAUGCCACUGAAUGAGGCUCAGGCCUCAAAGGACAGUGGUUCAUCUUUCAGUAGAAGAAAUUUUAAGGAAACUUUCAGUGAGGUCCCGACUCAGCUUCCAUUUCUGCAUGUAAGCAAUAGAUGGUGUGAGCCUGUGAGGUGCUGAACACCUGUGUUUUA
Emys orbicularis (European pond turtle) is the source of this 3460-nucleotide messenger RNA. It is a transcript of the gene SGK1, whose product is annotated as serum/glucocorticoid regulated kinase 1. Gene Ontology annotation, cellular component: nucleus; cytoplasm. The record is from RefSeq and is a predicted model, not a curated record. NCBI's taxonomy places the organism in Eukaryota, Metazoa, Chordata, Testudines, Emydidae. Gene Ontology annotation, biological process: protein phosphorylation. Gene Ontology annotation, molecular function: ATP binding; protein serine/threonine kinase activity. Bases 172 to 1467 code for a protein of 431 amino acids. The transcript has 12 exons.